Messenger RNA from Grus americana (Whooping crane), 2648 nucleotides. RefSeq names its product interleukin 1 receptor accessory protein like 2 (gene IL1RAPL2). NCBI's taxonomy places the organism in Eukaryota, Metazoa, Chordata, Aves, Gruiformes, Gruidae. The transcript has 11 exons. Gene Ontology annotation, biological process: signal transduction. Bases 313 to 2373 code for a protein of 686 amino acids. The record is from RefSeq and is a predicted model, not a curated record.
CUGCCGCGUGCGGGGCCGUCGGCGCGGGGGGCAGCGCCGUCCCGCUCCGCUCCCUUCACCUCACGGCGGCUCCGCCGCCCGACCGCCCCGCCGUAAGUCGACGGGGGGCAGCGCCCGCUCAUCCGCGGCGGCGAGAAGCCGCGCUCCGCGCAGACGGGCGGUCCGCGCCGCCCCCGCAACGGAACCGCCGGCCGCAGCUUCCACUCUCUCCGCGGCGGGGGCCCGUCUGCAGCCCGCCGGCCUCGGACGGGGCCGUGCCGGGAUGGAGACCUAGAGGGGGAGCCGCCGAGGAGCUGUCACAGAAAGUGAAAGAUGAAGCCUCUUGUUCUCUUGGUUCUUGUGAUCUGUACUGUAGUCAGCAUGAAUUUGAAGCUCGUGUCAAAGAGAAAUUCUGUUGAUGGUUGCAUUGACUGGUCAGUGGAUCUCAAGACAUACAUGGCUUUGGCAGGUGAACCAGUCCGAGUGAAAUGUGCCCUUUUCUACAGCUAUAUCAGAACUAAUUAUAGCAUGGCCCAAAGCACAGGUCUUAGGCUUAUGUGGUACAAAAACAAAGGAGAUUUAGAAGAACCCAUUAUAUUUUCUGAAGUUAGGAUGAGCAAGGAUGAAGAUUCAAUAUGGUUUCACUCGGUUGAGUCGCAAGACAGUGGUUUCUACACAUGUGUUCUAAGAAAUUCAACGUAUUGCAUGAAGGUGUCCAUGUCCUUGACAGUAGCUGAGAAUGAAUCUGGGCUUUGCUACAACAGCAAGAUCAGAUAUCUGGAAAAAUCAGAAGUGACUAAGAGAAAGACAAUCUCCUGUCCUGAUAUUGAGGAUUACAAAACAGCCGGUCAAGAGCCAGAUGUGGUGUGGUACAAGGAAUGUAAGCCAAAAAUGUGGAGAAGCAUUGUAAUUCAGAAGGGAAAUACUCUCUUAAUACAAGAGGUCCAGGAAGAAGAUGGAGGAAAUUAUACCUGUGAACUGAAGUUUGAAGGCAAGCUUAUACGAAGAACAGUUGAAUUGAAGGUUACUGCUUUGCUCACAGACAAACCUCCAAAGCCAUUGUUCCCCAUGGAGAACCAGCCAACUGUUAUAGAUGUCCAGCUGGGAAACCCGUUGACUGUGGCCUGCAAAGCUUUCUUUGGAUUCAGUGGAGAAUCAGGCCCCAUGAUCUAUUGGAUGAAAGGGGAAAAAUUCAUAGAAGAACUAGAAGGUCACAUCAGAGAAGGCGAAGUCAGACUCCUCAGAGAACAUCUUGGAGAAAAAGAAGUUGAAUUGAUGUUGAUCUUUGAUGCUGUAGAAGAGGCAGACCUGGCUAACUACACGUGUCAUGUGGAAAACAGAAACGGACGGAAACAUGCCAGUGUUCUUCUGCGCAAGAAAGAUUUGAUCUACAAAAUAGAGCUUGCUGGAGGACUGGGAGCCAUCCUUCUUCUUCUUAUUUUGCUCGUGACCAUCUAUAAGUGCUACAACAUAGAGUUAAUGCUGUUCUACAGACAGAACUUUGGAGGAGACGAAGCAGCUGAUGACAACAAGGAAUAUGAUGCGUAUCUUUCAUACACCAAAGUGGAUCCUGAUGCGUUAGAUUGUGAUAAUAAUGAAGAGGAGCAGUUUGCACUUGAAAUUUUGCCAGAUGUUCUAGAAAAGCACUAUGGAUAUAAGCUCUUCAUUCCAGAUAGGGACCUGAUCCCUAGUGGAACCUACAUUGAAGAUCUCACAAGAUGUGUUGAACAAAGCAGAAGACUCAUUAUCGUGUUAACUCCAGACUAUGUUCUCAGGAGAGGAUGGAGUAUUUUUGAGAUGGAAAACAGACUCCAUAACAUGCUAGUCAGUGGAGAAAUCAAAGUUAUUUUGAUUGAGUGUACUGAAUUAAAAGGGAAAGUGAAUUAUCACGAAGUGGAAUCUUUAAAGCACACCAUCAAACUUCUCUCAGUGGUCAAGUGGAAAGGACCAAAAAGCAGCAAACUGAAUUCUAAGUUUUGGAAGCGCCUAGUCUUUGAAAUGCCAGGGAAGAAAAAGGAGGUGGUGUCUCGGCAUCAGGUCCUGGAUUCUGCAGAGCAGGGCCUUUUUGGAGACCUCCAGACUGUACCCUCUCUUGCCGUCACAGGCACUUCUGCCACGUUGGUAGAAUCGCGGGCUGAUUUAACUGAUUACCAUCAAGCAGACUCUGUGCAAAUGAGACAUUAUUGCAGAGGAUAUGAAUAUGAUGUGUCAGCAGCAACAUUGCCAAUAGCUUCCAUAAGCAACCAUCACACAUACUGUAACAUACCUUUGACACUACUAAAUGGACAGCUACCUCUUAACAAUACCAUGAAGGAUCCCCAAGAGUUUCACAGGAACAACCCAUUGCUACCUUUAUCAGCAAAGGAGCUUAGCUUCACCAGUGAUAUUUGGUAGUGAAGAUCAGGACUCUUUUGAGAUGCUUCAUGACCGCCAUGAAGACACGUUUUUAAAGAACUUUGCCCUAACCCCAUGGGGUGAGAAAACAUAUUCGAAGCAGCAGCACACUUGUUGGCUUUUCUACUUGAACUUUUUUGUUUACAUUUACAAAUUACUGACGAAGGGGGCAUUCUUUUGUAACUCAGCAAUGUCCUUCCUGUCUUUUAAUGUACAGUUUUAUUGCUUCUUUAAAAAGGAGGGGGGAAUAGAAAAAACACAUCCCAUCAUUUUAC